Molecule: messenger RNA, 4123 nt
Organism: Zophobas morio
Lineage: Eukaryota; Metazoa; Arthropoda; Insecta; Coleoptera; Tenebrionidae
Gene: Ddr
Product: discoidin domain-containing receptor tyrosine kinase B
Exons: 15
Coding region: 372-3104 (910 amino acids)
Biological process (GO): positive regulation of kinase activity; cell surface receptor protein tyrosine kinase signaling pathway; positive regulation of neuron projection development
Cellular component (GO): signaling receptor complex; plasma membrane
Molecular function (GO): collagen binding; ATP binding; protein tyrosine kinase collagen receptor activity
Source: RefSeq, a predicted model, not a curated record
GCAAGAAUCGCUGUGUCAGACUGUGCUCUAAACUUCAAACCUCACGUGUUACGAACUUUCUAGACGAGACUCCGCAUAAUUCGAAUCGAAGCAGAACUUCGAUUUGCUGUUUUCGUAUUGUAUCAGACGUGAAAUGACUCAUGGUUUACACGGGGAGGAAUAAAAGCGAUGUGCAGAAGUGGAGCCGGAUUCACAAUCAUCCCUCAUCAGCAGCGCGGACGGGCACAAACCAGAGUUAAACGAGCUAACAAUGAGCGGAUGAAAAGAAGAUUCGAGCAGCGCGGACCGUCAGUGCGUGAGUGACCCGGUGCGUGAGUGACCCGUGCGUGAGUGACCUGUGCGUGAGCUGGCAUGCGGCCGCUGGCGCGAUAAUGACGGCGGUCGGCAUGGCCACUAUCGGACCAUCGACGGUCGCCGCGGCGUCGACGACGCUCGUCCUGUUGCUCCUUGCUGCUCCCCACACCGACGCAUUGGAAUUAGGCUCAUGUGGAUCACCGUUGGGAAUGGAGUCAGGGGCUAUCAAGGAUUCUGCAAUUACAGCAAGUUCAGCUUAUGACUCAAGUAGUGUUGGACCUCAACAUGGAAGGCUUCGCAAUGACAAAAACGGAGGCGCCUGGUGUCCAAGACAAAUGGUGUCUCGAGAUGCCAAGGAAUAUUUGGAAAUAAACUUAGAAGAGUUGUACGUGAUAACAGGCUGCCGCACUCAGGGACGAUUUGGGAAUGGCCAAGGGCAAGAAUAUGCCGAAGAGUACAUGAUAGAAUAUUGGAGGCCAAAUUUUACAAAGUGGAUUAGAUGGAAAAACCGCGCUGGGAAAGAGCUUUUACCUGGAAAUACAAACACUUUCACGAUCGUAGAUCAGAAGCUUGAUCCUCCUGUAAUAGCCUCGAAAAUUCGCUUCCUUCCAUACAGCGAUCACGUGCGUACAGUUUGCAUGCGAACCGAACUUGUUGGCUGCAAAUGGACAGACGGUCUGCUGAGCUAUGAUGUGCCGCAGGGACUCCAUCGAGGUCCAGAAUUAGACCUCACCGAUCGCACUUACGACGGCAGGGAAGAAGGUGGCCAUCUUUCGCGAGGAUUGGGGCAACUGGUCGACGGACAAAAGGGACAGGAUAACUUCAGACUUGACCUCGCAGGACAUGGCAAAGGGUAUGAGUGGGUAGGAUGGCGUAACGACACCCCUGGAUGGUCAGGCCACCCUUUGGAGAUGCGAUUUGAGUUCGACAAAGUACGCAACUUUUCCGCCGCUCAUCUGCAUACUAACAACCUUUUCACCAAGGAUGUACAGGUGUUCUCGCAUGCCCGAGCAUUUUUCAGUGUGAACGGAAAUUUAUUCAACGGUGAGCCUGUUCAUUUUUCGUACAUGCCGGACCUGGUUUUGGAACAUGCCCGUAAUGUCACGAUCAAACUCCACCACCGUCUCGGCCGAUUCCUCAAACUUCAACUAUACUUUGCUUCACGAUGGAUCUUGCUCAGUGAAAUCUCUUUUGACUCCGUGGUGAUAACAGGCAAUUUUACGGAGACGACGGAGGACAUACCAAUUCCAGACUCCGGCAAGGAAUAUCCGUUACAGAGAGAUGAAGUUAAAAGUACGUCCAGUAAAGUAAAUCGUAAUACUACUGGAGUUUCCACAAAAACCGGAACUAAUGAAGAACCUAAGCACUACAUUGGUUUCGUUAUUGGUGUCCUUACGGUUGUAAUAUUGAUCCUCGUAGCAGCGAUUGUGUUUAUCGUGUUUCGAAAUCAACGACUCAAAACGACCACAGGGCUUACGGCCGUGCCUAGAUUGGAGAAACGAAUUGAAUCCGACAAGAUGGCAAUGGAAGACUGCGACAAAUCAGCACUUUACGUUGAAACUUGCGAGACAAAUCUCUACGCUCGUCAGACACACGCAAAUAGCCCCGACUACACAGAAGUACCGGACCUGGUCUGCCAAGAAUUCACUGUUCCUCACAUGAUGGACAAGCAGCAAGCAUUCUCACAAUCAUCCCGGGCGCCUCCGCCGAUGUUGAACUUCCUGCCGAAACCACCACCCGUGCCGCCACCUCCGGCAAGUUACUACACAGAGCGAGAUAUAUGCAGUCCUCUUCCGCUGGUGGCGUCACCGGCCCUGUCGUCCCCUCUGGGGCCAUGCAGGUCCAAAAUUAACCGCCAUUUCAUGCUGCCCCUGAGUCCGGAACCGGAUGAUUGCUCCGAUCAGGACGAAGACGUAGUUAUCGAAAUUUUCCCGCGUGAACAAUUAAGAAUAAUCGAAAAACUAGGCGACGGCCCGUUCGGAGACGUGCAUUUGUGUGAAGUGCUAGCGGAUAAUGGCAAAUUCAGUGAUUGCAAGUUCGUGGUUGUGCAUACCCUGAGGCUGGAAACUUACAGGGAUGAGUUUAAUAAAGAAGUGAAGGCGCUAGCCAAACUGAAUGAUCCGAAUAUUGCUCGUCUGUUGGGUGCUUGUCUCAACACUGAACCUAUAUGUGCAGUCAGGGAGUACGCGCCGAUGGGAGAUUUGUGCCAAUUUUUGCAAGAUCACGUCGCCGAGACGGCCACCCCACUUGCUCCUACUGCCAAAACGUUAAGUUAUGGCUGCCUUAUUUACAUGGCAACUCAAAUAGCAUCUGGUAUGAAGUAUUUGGAAUCUCUGCGGUACGUUCACAAGGACUUGGCGGCGAGAAAUUGCCUCGUGGGAAGACGUUACGAAAUCAAAGUUUCCGAUCUGGGAUCGUAUCGGCAGUUGUACAGUUCAGAUUAUUGUCAAAUUGAAGAGUCUCGACCUCUGCCGAUUCGUUGGAUGGCAUGGGAAAGUGUGCUGUUGGGCAAAUUCUCGAGCAAAAGUGACGUAUGGUCCUUCGCCGUCUUGCUGUGGGAAAUAAUGACAUUCGCCAGAGAACAGCCUUUCGAGGAGUUAAGCGACGAUAAAGUUAUAGAAAAUGUCACUCAUUUCUACCAGGACGACGGCAAACACGUCUUGCUGAGCACGCCAAUCAAUUGUCCUAAAGAGAUAUUCGAUCUAAUGUGCGAAUGUUGGCAAAGAAAUGAAUCUGACAGGCCAAACUUCCGAGAGAUCCAUUUAUUUCUACAGAGAAAAAACUUAGGUUACAAUCCUGAGCUUCACUGACAUCUGCUAAUGAUGUACAUUAUUGACAAUAAAUUGAAAGAAUUGCGUGAUAUAUUCCACCUUUAAUAGUGGCGAAUCAUAAUCGUUAUUCUAAAAUGCUGUAUAAUAAUGUUGAACAUAUAUUAUUCGACGCAGUUGUUACCGCUAAUACCAGUUAUCACUUGCGCUUCAUUGAUAGUACGCUUAAAUCUGCGUUCGUGCCUUCUAUAUUCUCCUUACAUCUCAUCGCAUUUUACUUACGAGUAAUAUCCAUAUCACUCAAUUCAGAAAAUGACUUUAACAAAGAUCUCUGCUAACAUAAAAACUCUCGUUUUAGGUAUAUUGCUAUCUCUACGUCUUGUGAUACUAUUUUUAUUUAUCUUUUUGAUAUAAUGUGCAAUAUAAAGCUGAAAGCAUUUAAUGAUGUAUUAAAGAUAAUAGUUUGUUAAGUGUGUUACAGUUUCUGUUAAUUAAUUUUGUGAUGAUGAAUUUUUAAAGUAAUAAUUAUUUUAUUAUGUAUGAUUCUUUGUAUUUUGUGACGUAAUUUGUAUACGGAUGUUUCGACAACAACUUUUGAGUGUUUGAAAAAAUCGUCAAGAAAAAUAAAACGAAUUAUAUGAUGUAAGCGCAAAAAUAUUUGCUUCCUUGUGUACAAAUAUGUUGUUUCCUUGUAGGCCUAAUACAACGUUAGAAAUUAAAAAUUUUGUAACGAAUAGAAUUUUGAGUUUUAUUUUUAUAUCUUACAACGUCUACAGUUAAAAGUUUAAAAAUAAAACUGUCACCAUUAUGUACUAUUUAUUAUAGAUUAUAAAAUAAUAUGUAAAACUCUUAACGAAUAAUUAUUAUGAACUGCCUGUAUUGUCGACUGAAUAAAUAGUGCAAAUGAUUACAAAAAGCAUUCAUAUCAUGAUAGUAUUAUAAACUAUAAUGUAAAUAUGUAUCUAUGUAAAACGUAUUUCUUUUGGGUUUUAUACUUUUAACAUGAUUACACAUUGUUUGUUAACACUGGUAAACUGGACCAAUAAAACAUAUUAAAAUUA